This is a messenger RNA of Cokeromyces recurvatus, 560 nucleotides long. RefSeq lists its product as uncharacterized. The record is from RefSeq and is a predicted model, not a curated record. Gene Ontology annotation, molecular function: U6 snRNA binding. NCBI's taxonomy places the organism in Eukaryota, Fungi, Mucoromycota, Mucoromycetes, Mucorales, Mucoraceae. Gene Ontology annotation, cellular component: P-body; U6 snRNP; spliceosomal tri-snRNP complex. The transcript has 2 exons. Gene Ontology annotation, biological process: P-body assembly; spliceosomal snRNP assembly; nuclear-transcribed mRNA catabolic process. The coding region runs from base 1 to 387 and encodes 128 amino acids.
AUGCUUCCACUCGCACUCUUACAUACAGCAGCUGGUCACCCCAUGCUUGUAGAACUAAAAAGUGGUGAGACCUUUAACGGCCACUUGGUUAACUGUGAUAAUUGGAUGAAUUUGACUUUACGUGAAGUGAUUCAAACAUCACCAGAUGGUGACAAAUUUUGGAGAUUACCUGAAUGCUAUAUUAGAGGCAAUACUAUAAAAUAUUUAAACGUUCCAGAAGAGAUUGUUGAUAUGGUAAAAGAAGAAGAGAGCAAACAAAGACAAAUGGCCAAUAGAGGUGGACGUGGUGGUAGUGGAAGAGGACAUUAUAAUAAUAGAGGUGGUAAUCGUGGACGUGGACAAAAUCGUGGUGGCAGUGCUAACAGUGGACGUGUGCAACAACAAUAAAACUAGCAGUAGUGGUAAUAUUGUCAUUGGUGCUCGGGGUGGAAAUCAACAUUAAUCAAAUUAAAUUACAACAUUUGUAUAUCCUGUCAAAAUAAAAGUAAUCAUAAUGAAAAAAAAAAAUACAAUAAUGAACAUGUCAUACAUUUACACAUGCACAUUGACUACAAAAAAAA